UGUUUCUUCAUGCAUGUCUGAAUAAAUUAGCUUUGAAACCACUGCAGAGAUUUCCUUUCAUUGUUAACUUACCUGUCCAGUUCGAAUCAAUACAGAUCCAUUACGUCUGCGCAAAUCUCGAAGUCACAAUGCGAAUGUCUCUCCUGCUGUUCAUCUCCAAAAUGACAACAACAAUAGAUCCAGGUGAAGGCCAGUCAAGUGGAAGACGAUUUUACCUCAUGAAGCCAUCCCCUGACGCUCUCAUAUUUGCACAGAUAUGCACUUGGUUCCCUACCACAAAGGUUGAUAUAUACGCAUUGACAGGCUCAUCAUCCACACACCUCAGCAAGGUUUCUCUUCAUGAAUCAAGCUGUAGGUCUAUCUCGCUGUCAAAGGAGUUCUCAUCGACUCUCGGUAAGUGGAAUGACGUCUAUAAGGUUUUAUCGAAUUGGCCCAUAUCCAUCAUUAUAUACAUAAGACUAAAGGAAUAUAGUGAAACAUAUCUAGCGAUACCAACUAGCCGCUACGGAAGCAAGUAUAUACUGGUGACUUAUAGUCAUCAGGGCUUUCUUAUCGCCAUGGCUGAAGAUCGCUCGAGUGUCUCCUUAUGGAAACUCCACAAUAAAAGUUUUGAAGAGCACCAAACAAAGAAUAAAAGAUAUUUCUCCAUCAUUGACUGUUUAUCUCCAGAUGAGUUUGCUUUAACAGGUUCACAUAUCUACAGCAAUGCCAAGAUUGGUUUGAUAAUGGGCAGUUGCCCUGCUAUCAAUACGACAGAGAAUCCUUUCUUGAACUUUGCAAUAGAGAUGCCUGUUCCAGACUACUUUGGCAAAGAGUUCAUCAUCUUUAAAUUACCCUUCGAUUACAAUCUAAGCCUCACGACCUUCUACAGAAACGUGAAAGUUUCAUUUUUCAAUGACAUCAAUGCAUCCGAGUUUUCAGUAGAGAGCUUUCAGCCGACAUGGCUUUCAUUCGAGAGAAAUCAAGGCGCCAGACUGGUGGCUACGCAUUCUGUGCAAGUGGUGUUGAUGGUCAACAACGAGACCGACACCCAACCCUUUGGGAUGUCAAUGGUUCUUCCAGUAGAAAUAUUCACCACCCAUUACAUCUGGAUGUCCAAUAGCAUUGAAAACGUACAAGAAUACAUUGUACUAUUGUAUAGGACACAUGAAGAGCUGAUGUUAAACCUGGACGGCAUAUCUUUAUUGGGGCUAAAACACUCUCCGGUGUUCGCUGGUGCCGGAUGGUUUACAAUAAACAUCAAGAUGUCGACUGGUGCGCAUUCCAUCUUUAGCAUUAGCAAUGAACCGUUUGGUUGCUAUAGUUACGGGUUGUCCUCCAAUGUCUUCCACGUGACACCCGUUGGUUUCGGUCAGCGGAUAACAAAAUGCAUUGAGAUUUAUAGUUACCGGAUGGACGACAAGAUAGAUAAUGAUUGUGAUGGCCUCGUAGAUGAAGAAAUAAAAAAUGGGAAAGACGACGACAACGAUGGGGCGAUUGACGAGGACUUGUCGAAAACCUCAUCGAAUGGUUGUCACCACAUGUGGUUCGGCCUGCACUGUGACAUACGUUGCCACUGCUUGAAGUCGAUCUGUACUCCUAAUGGAAAUUGUCCUGAAGGUUCUCAUUGCGAGCAUGGCUACUUUGGACACAAGUGUCAGUAUAAGGACGCUGUCCUUACUGCACAUGUCAGUAACACUCAAAUAAAGAAGAGGACUGGCACAAAGUGUAAGGAUCACGUGGCUGUGAACGACUCCGUCAGAAUAACACUGGACAGGUCAAUAAGGUUCACCUGGCUGCAGAUCGAGGCCUUAAACUUAGACAAGAUGAAGAAAGGUUUUCUUGUGUACUUCACGAACCCUUUAGGCUACAGCGGCGACUGCUUCGUGGGGGACUGCCCGCAGCACAGGUACAUCCUCGUCGACAAAGAGACAGUCAUCAUCCUCUGUGAGGUCACGGCCCGGGUCUGUGAAGUUACAGUCAGCUGGGAGGGGACAAGAGACAUUUGCGCCAUCUACAUCAGCGAAGGUCGAAAUGUGGCUCUCAAACAAAGCACAUUGAUGUCCAGUGUAUACAUUGAUCACAGUCAGCGUAGACGCUAUUCCAGUCUUCCAGUAGAUGGACUCGGUGACUUGGCUAGUGGUCAGAAAGGGAGAUGUGCCCAAACUGAAUUAGGCGACAACCAUUUUUUCUGGAAAAUUACUUUUAGAUAUCCGGUUCUGAUUGAUGAGAUAUCAAUGAACUUUUUAACGUUGUCUGGUAACGCCUUCAACACAAGGUUUUUGAUAAAUUUUUACGACGAUCAUGGUAACAUUUUAUUGUCCCAUAUAAACCAGAAUGUUGUUCUGAGUUCGUAUCGUUUUGUCCCAAUGUUUGAUCGUCAUGACAACCGUGUAAAAUCCAUAAAGAUUUGGAACACCAAGCAGCGGACGACUGCAUCCGCCUUCAAUAAGUCGUUUCUAAGGCUCUGUCAGUUUGAGGCUUUUGGCGAAUGUGCGCCGCCGCUGUAUGGAGUAGACUGCCACGACAUCUGUAGCCUCUCAUGCUUGGACCAAAAGUGUACCAUUGGGGGCCACUGUUAUCGCUGCAUGAACGGCACUUCUGGAAAUCAUUGCUUCGAAGGCUGCGUCGUGUGGUGUGAUGAGCAAAAGGAAGACGCGAACGAGUCCGUACACAACUCAACGGAAUGUCCCAAACAUUUUUCACCGCGAGUACCGCUUACUCAUGUGGAGAACCUUUGGUAUGCCCUCUUCGUCACCGCUGCACUGAUUCUGAUAUUUUUCGCUGUUUCCGGAAAUUUGACCGAUCACGUUAGGAUACCCAAGACAGUGGAGGAUGUGACUGAAGGGAAGGAUGUGAGUGAAGGGAUGGAUGUGACUGACGUGAAGGAUGUGACUGAAGGGAUGGGCAUGGCUGACCGGCGAACUUCGCAGUAUUCCUCCGUUACAGCAAGUGUGACAAGCGAUGUGUCAAAAUUGACCAUGGACACGGCUGUGUAAUGUGCUGCUUAAAACCAGUGAUGAUCAAACCAGGGGCGAUAUCAGGCCUGGGACGCUUGGCUGUUCAAGCACUCGAAUCUUCUACCCACAGUGCAUUUUUAAACCACCAAGGCUUGGUUUAAUUGGAGUAUUCGGUGUCAACAACUUAUUCUAUGGAUAAGUGGCUUGCGAUGCGCCUAUCAGAUUUAUACUAGCACCAGGCCCGGAAAUGUCUGGGCACCAAAAGAUUAAACGGGAAGAAAAAAAUUUAGGAGAAACUUGCAACGUUUUAGAUUAUGUCGGGGGUGCAAAAUGUCAACAUUUAUUUUGCGUGAUUUUAUGUGUUAGAUUUUAAAGUGUCUACAUUAUCAAUUGGUGUUCCACAUUUAUUUGGUGUUAUGUUAUAUUUUACAACAUAAAGUAAAAGUAAGUAAACUCAUUUACAACGCCGGAUCGUCCCUAGGACAGAUAGUGUAACGCCAUCCAUUUGUAAGCCAAAGGUGAACAAGGACUAUAUUUCGCAAAUGCAAUGAAUUUCUCAACAUUCACCAGCUUAGACCUCGUGCUUAUUUAGAGAUGAGUUAAUUCACAGACCCGAGUUCAGACCUAAAAUUACGAUAACGGGUCUCGA
Biomphalaria glabrata is the source of this 3588-nucleotide messenger RNA. RefSeq lists its product as uncharacterized. NCBI's taxonomy places the organism in Eukaryota, Metazoa, Mollusca, Gastropoda, Planorbidae. The coding region runs from base 129 to 2978 and encodes 949 amino acids. The transcript has 21 exons. The record is from RefSeq and is a predicted model, not a curated record.